CGCGGUUCCCUGCACGACCUGGAUGCUAAUUUCUCAGCUCUUAUCUGCUGUUUUGUUUUCCUUCUGGGAUAAAUGGGAACGGCUGUGCCCAGACGUUGUUAGGCUGUGCUUGUUUGCUUUACAGGCAGCCGUUCCCAACAUGAGCAGCGAUACACCACACCUGGCCCCGGGACUGGGAGCAGGACGCGGCUUUCUGGUAGAGCUUCCUACUGAGCUGUGAGUCCUUUGUCAUGGCCAACAAGAAGGAGCCUCCUUUCUUCAAUGAGGAUAACAUGGGGACGUUUCACUACAAACUUCCCUUCUAUGAAACCAUGGAGCUCUUCAUUGAAACGCUCACAGGGACGUGCUUUGAGCUCUGUGUUUCACCCUUUGAAACCGUGAUUUCCGUCAAAGCAAAGAUUCAGAGGCUGGAAGGUAUUCCCAUCUCUCAGCAGCACUUAAUUUGGAAUAAUGUGGAACUCAAAGAUGACUAUUGUUUGAAUGAUUAUAACAUUUCAGAAGGCUGCACUCUGAAGUUAGUUCUGGCUAUGCGAGGUGGACCUAUUAACACUAGGAGAGUUCCUGUAGAAGACCCUAUAAGGGAAAUAGCCGAAUACAUGGAUCCCAGCAGAGAUGAGAUAUGGGAGAAAGGACCAUCUAACAAACAAGUUACCUUCUUAGUAUAUCGAGAAGGAGAUCACUUGAAUUUCUUCCGUGUGGUUGACAGAGAAGAUGGUACCUUAACUCCGUUGUCUGAAUCUUUGAGUGGUGGUUCAGUUUAUAACUUAUAUGCUGAUGAUGAAGAUGAGACAGAGGCGUCACCUUCUGGCCAACAGAUUAUUGAAAAUUCAAUUACAAUGAAUAAAAUGAAACUGCUCAAGGCGAAGAUGGAGAACAUGAAUCUAAGUAAAAAGCCUAAAAAAGCUGUCAAGGUGAAACCUCGUCCUCCAACAGCUCCUCGACCAUCCAGUGGCUCGGCGGCUGCUGCUCGCCACCGGUUUUUAAGAGUGCUCCCUCAUAUUGGACAGUCCUGCCUACCUCCUUCUGGGAAUUCAUAUCCUUCAGAGUCUUCUCAGAAUGCACUUACAGCAUUGACUUCUUUGGCCACGACUGGUAGAACAAUGCCGUCCCCAGCUAAUGACUUUCUUAAGGAAGACAACACUUGGCAGAGCAGUUCUUGGUCUCAGUCAGUUAGUAGCAUCAGGUUACCACCAAAAAUAUCUCGUGUCGAACUAGAAAAUGCAAAAGUACCUACAAAUAGUAUUUUGACUCCUGUUUCAUCUCUGCCUGCAAAUUUGGAAAAAGUGUCUGAAAACGUGACUUCAACAGCAGAGGAAGAUUCUGUUUUGUAUCCAAAUCUAACAAAUGUAGAACUGUGUGGAACAGAAGAAAAACUUCUGUCUGAAACAGAUACUUUUGCUUUGUUUACAGAAGCAAACACCACCGAACAGUGUAGCGAGAUACAUGAUACAGGAAAGGUGAACUCAGAACUUGAACUCUCAGAUGGAGAUGAAGAAUCUAAGGUUUUAGAACAGCACAAAAAACCUAUAAGUAAAAUACUGAGCACUGCAGCGAUGGGAACUGGACUUCUCAGUAGUCAUCAACUAAGUCAAAAAAGUAUGCUUUUGUCACCUCUUUGGUAUUCAUCGCAAGUGGCACAUCAUAGUUCUUUGAAACCACAAACACAACCCAAAUGCUUUGAGUCUUUUAACUUGAGAACUACAACCUCACCAAACACACUCCGAUCCUUGGAAGUCCGUAGUAUAGCAGAUUACUCUUUUUCUCGGACUGCUAGAUUUCAUAGCAUGAAACUUGAUUCACUUAGCAAAAGACCUGAUAUAAUUGCUAAAGCAGAAGCCAGAGGCAUUGCAGAUAUGGCUAACAAGGCAUCCAAAGAACCUGUGAGUUCUGUAAAUAACUUAGGAUUUCUAGCUUCGCUGGCCCGAAGUGCAAGCAGGGAAAGUUCACAGAGUUCUUGUGGGACUGGGAGGUUUCGGACUUCUGGUAUUACACUACCUACAAACCUUCAGAAUUCUCAUGAAGAAAGCUUUAGGAAAACUGCUCCUUCAAAUGAAGCUGCUGAAUAUAUCCUAUCUGCGCAUGGGCUUGGAAUGAAUGGAAGUAAUGCAGCUGUAGGGAAAAGAGUAGCAGGUGAAGCAACCCAUCUCCCACCUGUGAAUGGCUCAAUUCAAGCAAAAAAGAAAGUUUCAAAGUACUGCUUUCUCUGUGGCAAGAAAACUGGAUUGGCAACCAGCUAUGAGUGCAGAUGUGGAAACAACUUCUGUGCAACUCACCGCUAUGCAGAGACUCACACCUGCACCUACGACUAUAAGAGUGCAGGGAGAAGGUAUUUACAGGAGACCAAUCCCAUCGUUAGUGCACCAAAGCUUCCCAAAAUCUAAUGUGGUUGUGCUGCAUGUGGCCAUUCUGCCAUUGAAGAGUUGUAUUUCAUUGAGAGAAGCACUUGCUUAAACUGCAUAAUUUUGCCAUGCUCCAUAUCUGAGGAUUUGCCAAGUAUCAAAAGCACACAAGGAUGCAUCCUAUUGAAGAAUAAUGUGAACACUACUGCAGUUACAACUUUUCUUCUUUAGUGAAUGAAAAGUUAGUUUUUAAAAACUUACACUAUGAUUUAACUGUUACUGCAUGUCUUGUGUUGUGCUUUAUAAUUGGAAAAGGUAUUUCACUAGACAAUUCUUUUAAAGAUGCACUUUAUUGACUUAAUUUACAGUGUAACCAGACUUGAGGGGGUGUUGUAAUGAGGGCGUCAUGUAAUGUCUUCUGUACUUUUGCAUUUUUUGUCCAUUGCGUGGUAUCUAAGUUAUUUCACUGGAAAGAUCCUCCUCCCUUCCCAUUUUUCAAACUGCCUGUUUUGAGCAAGGCAGUAGUGUACUCUGCUCCCCAUUCUUUUCAGAUCGGUAUUCAUACACUGUGUAUCCAUUCUGAAAAUAACAUCAUGUUAAUCACACUUUCUUAAAAUAAUUCUGUUUAUAUUACAGAUUUGUUAAGUAGAAAAUCCACUUGAUGACAUUAAAUAUAAAGAACAAUUUUACCUUUUUUUUUGUAAUCCUAGAUUUUUUUUCUUUAAGACUUCACAGCUUGGUUUGUAAGACGUUGAAUGCUGUUACUGAAAGAAAUUCUAAUAAAUAUUAAAUUUUAUUCUGGCCUCUGAUCUUAUGGAUGCACAAAAUGACUACCUAUUUCAAAGCAUGUUCCUAAACUAAAAGUUGGGCUUUGGGAGUGGGGAGGAGGAGGUAUUUUUACUUUGUCAGAAGCACUGGCUCAUCUCUGUUGCUGCUGAAGUUGGUGGCAAAAUUCCCACAUGUUUCAUUAGAAGUAAUGUGACCAACACUGUGCUUUUAAGUAAACCAGGAUGUGGCAGCAAAAACAAAAUGGGUAUUCAACGAAUGAUGUUUUAACCUGGAGCCUUUAUCACCUCCUGUUGAUACUGUACAGAAAGCAAUUCAGAAUUUACUUGCAUGAGACACCCUCUAAUGAGCACAUAGCUACAUCAGGAAGCAAUAUUUGGAGCCUUACCUGCUGGAGCCUUACUCCUGUCUGGAGUCUUUACAAGCUUAUGUUGCUCAGGAUGCUCCAGUAUGAAUCCCUACAUUGCAUCUACACAUUUAAAUGUCGCAGUCCCGUUCUUGCUAGAUUCCUGAAGUACUUCACUAGUUUUGGUGUGAAAACCUCUGCUGAGCGCAGCAGGUACAAGUUGGGCCAAUAACAGAAGGAAGGUCAAUGAAAUGAAGAGAAGUAAUCUGAAGAAUUCUCACCCUUGGAGAAAAUCCUUUCCCUGUGGUCUGCUGGCAGUUUCUUCCUUUGGAAUUUUCAGAGUGAUGUCCUUGGAAUACAGUUUUCAAAUUCAUUCCUCUAAGCAGUCAUAUGGUAACGUGGUUGUUCUGUACAUGAACUCCAGACCUCUUCUUAGAAAAAGGUGCACUGAAUAUGAAGGACUGCAUGUAGUUUUUGUUCUCUCCAACACAGGACUGUAUUUGAUGCUGAAGAAGGCUAAGAAAGUGGGCACAUGUGGGAGCGUUUUCUCAGCAGCUUCAAGACAGAUGUGUUGUUCCUUUGUAGGUACAGUAGAUCUCUGAUAGGAAGCAGAAUUAAAGUAAUAUAAGCUGUCAUCACUUAGUCUGAUAUUGCUGAAGUGUUAUUGUCAGGGUUAUUUUUUUGGUAGUGCAUUACAGUGACCAUACUCAAGUUUUACUGAGAGUUCACAAUUGAGUCAAAUCUUGGUUGUGACUCUCCCUUUCUGCAUAUGCACAAUUACUUCCUGUGGUGUAUAACCAUACUUAGAGAUUGUUGAUACUGUAUUUUCUGGAAAGCUGUAUGGUUAUAGUUCCUCAUAAUUUUUGUUAUACCUUGUUUUGAUUGUAUCUGAUACAGGGUUUUUUGGGGGCAGAAAUCUUCUGGUUUUGUUCUGGUCUGCAAUUACUGUAUUACAGGCACUCUUCUUUCUCAACUGGUCAUACAGACCUAAAAGCAGUUAGGUCUGUCAUUAACUGUUUUAUUUGCUGGUUUAUGUUACUAGGUUUUACCAAAUCCUGCAUUAAGCUGUGCUAUGGAUGAAUUACUGUUUACUGUGUAAACUUGCCUAAAUGGUUUGGUUUUCUUAAUAUCACUCAGUGUUUUGUGGUGCUGUAGACAACCAUUUAGCUUUGUGUUUGCUCAUGUAAUUAAAUUGUGUCAUAAAGCUUUUACAUAAUAGAAGUUUA
This is a messenger RNA of Meleagris gallopavo (turkey), 4697 nucleotides long. The record is from RefSeq and is a predicted model, not a curated record. NCBI's taxonomy places the organism in Eukaryota, Metazoa, Chordata, Aves, Galliformes, Phasianidae.